UUGACAUUCAUGUUUUAAUUUCCGGAACAUCAUUUCCCUUUUAGGGUUGUUAAAACAUGCUCAAAACAAUGUUAAUAUUUUCAUCGGUUGUGUUGAUUCAGUCAGAAAAAAAUGAAUUGCUGAUGAAAUGCAGCUUUCAAACCGAUACCUGUGGCUUCCUCAAUCAAGACGGAAUGCUUGCAAUGUGGAAGAGACUGAAAACUGAAAUUGCAGGAAGAAAAGGGUCAAUGAUGGUUGUAGAACCUAGCAGAAGCGGGAAACAAAGAGCCAGGCUUCUCAGUCCCUUCUUCGAACUGCAAGUCUUACUCCCUGCCUGUUUGCACUUUGAGACUUUCCUGUCUGGCGAGGGGGUGUCCGGACUGCGAGUGGAACAGAUUGACGAUUCAGGAUCUACUGUCCUGGUAGGAAUCCACACAAGUACCUAUUUGGAGAAAAUACGACAUCGAUGUUAUUAUCAAUGGUUAUUUGAGGUUUGUUUUUGAAGCAGACAUCAAUCCUGAGAUUGGACAAACUACAGUUGCGGUAGAUAAUUUCAUGUUUA
Messenger RNA from Uloborus diversus, 541 nucleotides. RefSeq lists its product as uncharacterized. NCBI's taxonomy places the organism in Eukaryota, Metazoa, Arthropoda, Arachnida, Araneae, Uloboridae. The coding region runs from base 57 to 482 and encodes 141 amino acids. The transcript is spliced from 4 exons. Gene Ontology annotation, cellular component: membrane. The record is from RefSeq and is a predicted model, not a curated record.